CAAGCAUGAAGAAAGUUUACAGUCUAGUGAACAUAACUAAAGCCAAGGACCAGGAGGCAGUGCAGUCCAUCUGCAUCAAGCAAAUACAGUUCACAGACCAGAAGCAAGAAUUCAACAAACGUCCAGCCAACACUGGCCGUCGCUCUCUGUCUCACUCCAUCUCGCAGUCAUCUCUAGACAGCUACAGUUCAGUGUGUAGUGAGAGCUCCGAGGAUGAGUCCUCUCCGAGAGACAGGCCUCAGAAGACCUCCAAGGGCCUUUCUGACUUCUGCAUCAAAAACAUCAAACAGGCUGAAUUUGGACGCAGAGAAAUAGAAAUUGCACAGCAAGAAAUGCCAGCACUGAUGGUCCUGAGGAAAAGAGCAAGUGGGGAGAAACCUCUAGCUGGAGCCAAAGUGGUGGGCUGCACACACAUCACUGCACAGACGGCGGUGUUGAUUGAGACUCUGUCUGUGCUGGGGGCUCAGUGUCGCUGGGCGGCCUGUAACAUCUUCUCCACCCAGAACGCUGUAGCUGCUGCUCUGGCUGAGGGAGGCACCGCAGUGUUUGCAUGGAGAGGAGAAUCAGAGGAUGACUUCUGGUGGUGCAUUGAUCAAUGUGUCAGUGCUAAGACCUGGCAGCCCAACAUGAUUCUGGAUGACGGAGGCGACCUGACCCACUGGAUCUAUAAGAAGCACCAGAGUCUGUUCAAGAAGAUUAAAGGCAUUGUGGAGGAAAGCGUAACAGGAAUCUAUCGAUUAUACCAACUGUCAAAGUCGGGCAGGCUGUGUAUCCCGGCCAUGAACGUUAACGACUCUGUGACCAAACAGAAAUUUGACAACCUUUACUGCUGCAAGGAGUCCAUACUGGACGGGCUGAAGAGAACCACUGACGUCAUGUUUGGAGGAAAACAGGUGGUGGUGUGCGGAUAUGGAGAGGUGGGCAAAGGUUGCUGUGCAGCCAUGAAAGCACUGGGUGCCGUCGUAUACGUCACAGAAGUGGAUCCCAUUUGUGCCCUUCAGGCCUGCAUGGACGGCUACAGAGUGAUUAAACUGAGUGAAGUGGUCAGACAGGUAGAUCUGGUCAUCACCUGCACAGGCAAUAAAAACGUUGUGGGGAGGGAACAUCUGGACAGAAUGAAGAAUGGCUGCAUCGUCUGCAACAUGGGACACUCCAGUACGGAGAUAGAUCUGGUGAGUCUGCGUGCUGCAGAGCUGAGGUGGGAGCGUGUGAGGCCUCAGGUGGACCAUGUUAUCUGGCCUGAUGGCAAGAGAAUCGUCCUGCUGGCUGAGGGUCGUUUGCUGAAUCUGACCUGCUCCACAGUGCCCUCAUUUGUCCUCUCAAUCACUGCAACUACUCAGGCUCUAGCUCUCAUAGAGCUGUACAGCGCUCCAGAAGGACGAUACAAACAGGAUGUGUACCUGCUGCCAAAGAAGAUGGAUGAAUAUGUGGCCAGUCUUCACAUGCCGAACUUUGACGCUCACCUCACGGAGCUGACUGAUGAGCAGGCCAAGUACCUGGGCCUCAGCAAACACGGACCCUUCAAACCCAGCUACUACAGGUAUUAACCCUCCGGACAUAAAACUGAGAAACAAAAGGUCUUCUGAUGUGCUGCUGUUGUGGAUUUGUUGUUGGAGAAAAGAAAAACUGCAGACAGAGCACCGACGCCCUCUGCUGUCUCAAUCUCACCCAAAACUUCAUUUUUGUUCACUGAGUUUUCUGUUUAUGCGUAUAUCUGGUUUAUGUGAUACACUGUUCCUGGUUAUAAAUAUUCACAAUAUCUAGAAUGUAAUCAUAGUGAGUUCUGAACUAAAAGAGUUAAAAUCAAGAGAAGCAAAAAUAAAUGCUGAAUACAAGCUAAUUAU
Messenger RNA from Centropristis striata (black sea bass), 1844 nucleotides. Its product is annotated as S-adenosylhomocysteine hydrolase-like protein 1. Gene Ontology annotation, cellular component: cytosol. The record is from RefSeq and is a predicted model, not a curated record. Gene Ontology annotation, biological process: L-methionine cycle. Bases 6 to 1547 code for a protein of 513 amino acids. Lineage: Eukaryota; Metazoa; Chordata; Actinopteri; Perciformes; Serranidae. The transcript has 17 exons.